Messenger RNA from Sturnus vulgaris (Common starling), 7999 nucleotides. NCBI's taxonomy places the organism in Eukaryota, Metazoa, Chordata, Aves, Passeriformes, Sturnidae. The record is from RefSeq and is a predicted model, not a curated record.
ACAUCCCUUUGCUGUUUUAUUUAGCACAGGAUGAAGCAGGUGAAAUACAAAUAAUAGGACUGGAAAAGCACCACAGACGCGUUGAGAGGGAUUUGCCUUGGAGGGACAGAAUAAAUUAGAGUUCCUGUCCUUAAUGUUACCUGGAGGGAAAGAAAAGAAGAAUUUGCCAUCGUAGAAAGAGCCUCCUUUGUAAAACGGGACAGACAACACGGGUGUCCCUCUGUCAAGAAUGAAGAGGAGCCACAAAAGAGCAGCAGGUGCAAAGUUGUGUUUGAUUCCCUUCCCCAUUUCAUAUAAGAGCUGAAGGAACCAGGAGGCAAGGUGGGCUGCACAACCUUCCUGCUACUUCUCUGAACCCUGAAACCACAACAGAACCUUCCAGCUGAAGGGAGAUCCCCAGGAGGUGGUGCCCAGGAAAGGGGAAUGAUGCUCGCCUCCAGCUCCGCUCCCAUGCCAGAGCAGGGCUGGCAAACCACAGGAGCAACGGGAAGCCUCCAGAACCUGAAGAAAUUUAACAGACAGGAUUUCAAAAACCUGCGAGCCUUGUGCCUGAGCCAAGGGGUGCUCUUUGAGGAUGCCACCUUCCCCGCUCACAUCAGCUCCAUCGGUCCCAGCCUGCUCCCGAAAGAGCAGCUCCGGCAAAUACAAUGGAAGAGGCCAACGGAACUUCAGAGAAAUCCUUACUUGAUCAUGGAUGGAGUUAGCAGAUUUGAUAUCAUGCAAGGAGAAAUAGGCGACUGCUGGAUGCUGGCUGCCCUGGGCUCCUUGACACUGCGAAAACAAUUUUUGGAAAACGUUUUACCAAAGGACCAAGGAUUCCAGGACGAUUAUGCUGGGAUAUUUCAUUUCCGGUUCUGGCAAUAUGGAGAAUGGGUGGAUGUAGUGAUAGAUGACCGGCUGCCAAUCCUAAAUGGAAGAUAUCUGUCUGUACACCCCCGAACUUCAAAUGAAUUCUGGCCAUCCUUGCUGGAAAAAGCAUAUGCCAAGUUGCAUGGCUCCUACCAGAACUUGAAUGGAGGCUACAUUUCAGAUGCUUUAGUGGACCUCUCAGGUGGAGUCCAAGUGCAGUUUUCACUGCAGAACCCACCUCCUGAUCUGGAGGAGAUCCUGAAAGCAGCUGACAAAUCUCGGUGCCUCAUGGGGUGCAGCACCCCGGGCCAGUCAACGAGGAACAUAGAGCUGAGGAAUGGGAUUGUACAGGGUCAUGCCUACACCGUCACAGGAGCUGUGAAGAUCCCCUACAAGAAUGGCUGGAAACAUAUCAUCAGGAUCUGGAAUCCAUGGGGCCAUGGGGAGUGGAAGGGGCCCUGGAGUGAUAACUCUCCUCAAUGGGACCGUGUUGAGCCUAAAUACAGAGAAGCCCUCCUCAGAAAUAAGGAUGAUGGAGAAUUCUGGAUGUCCUGUGAGAACUUCCAGGAGCAGUUUUCAUGGCUGUAUAUAUGUAACAACACCCCAGCAUUCCUGGACUUUGGAGAUGAGCAGUCCACAGCGUGGUCCCUGACCAGCUACACCGGCCUGUGGAGCCCAGGCCUUCCCACGAGGAGGCACCGCUAUUCCUCAGCAGGUGCAGCUUCAACAAACCCUCAGUAUUUUUUCAAAGUGCUGGAUCACGACCCAAAUACCUAUAAUGUAACAAUUUCACUCAUGCAAAAACACCCUGAGCGUAUGCAGGAGGAAAAAAACCUGAAGAUUGGCUUUUUCAUCACCACGGGGAAUUCCAGAGUUCUGAAGAAAAUCUUUCUCCGGACUCGAGAUGUGACCAGCUACUUUAUCCUGAGCCCAGGGACCUACGCCGUUGUUCCUGCUGCAGCAGAGGACCAAGAAUUCGAAUUUCUCUUACGAAUUUUCAUAAAGAAUCAAGACUACAAUGAGAACUCAAACUUCCUGACCAGCCCAGGGCUGCCAAUGGAUGUACCAAGACAGAACCAGGACAGCUCCUAUGAGGCCCUUUUCCUAAGAUACGCUAAGCAGGACUCAACUAUUGAUGCCUUGCAGCUGCAACAACUCCUUAAUGAAGUGAUCCUGAAAGAUGAAAUGACCAGCGUGGGAGGGACAUUCAGCUUUGAUUCAUGCAGAGGCAUUUUGGCUCUGAUGGAUCUCAACUCGAAUGGAAGACUCACCCUGCAGGAGUUUGGGACCCUCUGGCGAUGUCUCACAAAGUACAUGGAUAUCUUCAGCAAGGAAGACAGAAACCGUUCUGGAUUUCUUGAUGUUGCUGAGCUGAAGAAUGCGAUUCAGGCAGCAGGCCUGCCCAUGGACGCGCAGCUGCUGCGCCUGCUGAUGCUCCGCUACGGAGAUGCCCAGGGCAGGGUUGGCUUCUGCGACUUCGUGUGCUGCAUGCUGCGCCUCGACACCAUGAGCCAUGCAUUCCAAAACUUAGCAGAGGGUGGAUCACAAAUUUUGAUGACGGCAAUGGAGUGGCUGACUCUUGUCAUGUACACCUAGAGAGACGCCAGAGGUCAUGGUAAGAAUAGGUGACUUUUCUUCCUCCUCAGUAGAACAGUGCCCAAGGCCAUCCCACACAAAAGCCAUCCACGGAGUUCUUGAAAAACCACAGUGAAGGAGUGAAGCCAGGUGUCCUUAUGCUUGGUGGUACUCGGAUAUUGGGAUGAAGAGUCCUUUCCAGGCAAAAUGGGGGUGCCUUGGAGAGAGAAGAAUUGCUAAUGCAAGCACUCCAUGGGCAAGCUGGAAGUGACUGUAACCUCCUCUCAUCUUCCUGUAAAUAGUACAGAAGUUAGGAACAGCUCCAUUAGCUCCACUGUGAAAAAGAACAGACCCAUGCCUUUUGUGUGAAAAGAGUGUAUAAGAUGUAAGUUACAACAACAAUCAAGACACAGUUUUAUUUGAAUUAUUUCUUAAUUUUCUUGUGUGCUAUUUAUAAAUGCCAGAAAAUGAUUGAGGAAAUUAGUCAUAAAUUAUAAAUAACAUCAGAAGCUUUUUUAUUUUCUUUAUACUUUUUAUUACUAAAUUAAAAAAAAAAAGUCUUUACCAUUUUUGAGUUCAUCAACUAUUGGUAUUCCAUUUUAUUUGAUACAGCAAUGAGGUGGCAUAUUAGAGAUAUAGAACAGAUUGUGCACUGCUUUUUUCUGACUUCCAGAAUCUAUAUUGGGACUGUCUGGGAGUAGAAAAGUUUGUCUGAACUGCAUUCUCUUCCUCGAUGUCUUUAAAAAUGCAGGUCUUCUUCAGACAUAAUUCCUGCUCAAAAUUUAACUUAAACCUGCAAAAUAACUGUAACUUUUCUCUAUCCACACAUGAACUUAAUUUUCAUACUUUUUUGUCAUGGCUUUAGCAGCAAAUUUAGUGAUCUAUUCCACUCAGGUAUUGAAAAAAACAAUAAUCUUUGGAGACUAUUUGUGAAAAUGCCAAAAAAGAAGGAUGCAAAUGUAAAUGGAUGAAAGAAAUCCAAGGUUGCCAUGGCAAUAUUAUUCACACCGUGCCUCACCCAGGCUCUCUGCACAGGUUUCCAUUGAGGCAUCCACACAUUAGCAGCAGAUUUACCCAUUUGGCAGGGAGAUGUUGCACACUGGAGCAACAACUACAUCACAAGGUAGGUAUGAAACCCAGAUCUUUGUUAUCAUGAGGUCAGUCUGUGUUGUGUCGCUGCCUCGUUCAGCAGCUUGGAGAGCAUUAAUCAUGUCGGUAGGUCCUAGGCAAGAGGGGCCACUGAACCCACUCUUCCACUGAAAAUUAGAGCAAGGGGAAAUCACUUAAAUUAGACUAUUCUAAUGGAGUUUUUUUCAGUAAUUUUUGAACAAACUGAUUCCUUCUCCAAAGUGGGACACACACAUCCCACCUGCAAUUUUUGAUCACUAAUUAAGCCCUCUGCAAAUGUUGGCAAAGAGAGAGGAUUAAAAGGGCGCCAUGGAAAAAUGAAUAUGCUUUGCUAAAAAGGUUUAUUAGUAGAAUCGUUUCAGAGAAAGGUUUAUGUAUCUUGGCCUGGGAAUUCAAAAAAGAUAAUUUAAAAGCUUCAGGUAUUUCUAGAUGACUUCCACCACACAGUUUGGCCGUGCUCAAGAUGCUCAGACCUGCUGGGAACUAGCUCUUUGUAGCUACAGAGAAGUCAUCUCUGUUAAAGCUGCAAAAUUCAGUUCAAGUCAACUGGUUUAAAUACAUUCUUGUUGUGUGAAAGUCUCAUCUAUAACAACACCAAGCCAUUAGGAUUAAUCUUAAACAUCUUAAUUUGCAGCCGAUGUAUUACUUCUCCUUUUGUUGCAAUGCGUGAUUGCCUUUCCGUGGAAGGCAGUUCUGCCUGUCGGGAGGCACAGAUCCUUGUCUCAUAACUCAGCCUGGCCACGGACUGAAAUGUCUCCUCUUCAUUACAAAGCAGGCAGAGACACCAGGCACCCCUGGUGAGAAUCAUCACCUAUCCCUGAGUUAUCUCCCCGUGAGCAGCUGCUGGGGGUGAUGCUCUGGGGAGUGUCCCCCGGCACAGAGCCCCAGCAGAGCCCACCUUCAGCUCCAUCCCACCAGCCCUUCACCCAGAUAAGUGUGGCUCUGUGCUCUGGGCACACCAGCACUCUCAGGGACCAGCCCGUGGCCCCUCUGGCUUUGCAGGCUGAUCCUGCACUGGGGCAGAGUAAUAACUCGCUGCUGUCAAACUGAGCAUGGCUGCCUGUCUGUGGCAUUGGAAGAAUUGGUAUUCCACUUGAUUUAUACCUCCAACCGAGCUAAUUAAGCAACAAUUCAGGAGGAAUCCAUCAUUGUGACAGACUUGUUGAUUAACCAUCCUACGAACAAAGUCAAGGGUGCUUGGUAGCCUGAAAAAAAAAAAAAAGGGUCAAUAAUGGAGAAAAGCAAUGAUUUGGCCAUAAUAUAGUGGUGGCUAUUAUUUCCAAAAGCAACAAGAAGCUUAAUACAUCUCACGAAUACUGGGGCCAAUACUGAAAACAAAGGCAGCUCAGAUCAGUGGGGUGUUAGAUAAAGAGAGACAACUUCUACAUUUCAUCUUUGUGUGAUUAAGCUGUGAAGGCAAGCUUUAAGGGGAUGGUGCCCCUAUUAAAAUCUUCAGGCUCCUUCAUCUGUGUUUGCCAGCUCUGAAAUGUGAGUGUGGUCCCCAUGAGGUUUCUGGCACUUGUGAAGGCUCUGAGAUUCAUCCAAUUAUGAUAAUAUAGUCUCUAAUUUUUUUUAUUAAAAUCAGUUCCUAAUCCUCAGGGACACAAAUCUGGAAAGCCCUAAGAGAAUCUGCUGUUAGAAAUUGAAGAAAAGGACCUAGAACAAAUGCUCUAUUUUUAAAUCUUCAUGAGGCUAAAGCCCUCAAGAGGGUAAGAAGCAGGCUGAAGCAGAUGAGAUUAGUGAUGCUGAACUCCCUAGCACAGGAGAUGGGAUAUAGAACUGAUGAAAUUAGGUAAGAUCUAAGCUGGCCAUUAACUUUAGGAGGACUUUGGUGGAGAGUGGUGACAGCUGACUCUGCAAGUAUAAUCUCUAGGUGUAAUCUUGGAGCCCUGCUGUUUACUGCCCUUCUCCUGAGACCCAAAGGCCCCAGUGUCUUACAUCUGCCUGCCUAAAUUGUGCCAAGAUGGACAGAGGAGGAAGUUCUCACAUGUCUUACCUACAGGGUCUGUUUCCUGAGCAUGCAGCCUGGAUCAAGGCUUUCCCAGGCACCUUGGAGGCUGUGGUUUGAUGCCCACACUUCAGUGAACACAUCUUGCUGUUGUGGCCUGGGAGACUUGGGGGUGUCCAUGGCCAGUUUUGGAGCAGCUGAACCUCCCUCUCUGCCUUUGGCUAUGCCUUAGGUUUCUCAUAGAGACACUGAUGCUGCAAUUUGUACAGAAUAGCUAUAACAUUUUCAAGGGGGAAAAAAAAGGCUCAUUAUUCCAUAACCACAUGCAUGUCUGGAGAGGGGAAGGCUGGGUGAGACCUUGGCUGUGAGCAGCCCAGUGGCCCCUGCACUUUCUGUGCACUAAUGAUUUUUAUUUUUGUUUCUUGAUGCAAUGCAUUUCUCAAAGCAGGGAACAGCCAUACCAUGUCCUGGCCAUGGGCUGCAGACUCACAGGCUUCUCUCAAGCAGGGGUGUAGCAGUGAGGGAUUUCAGUGAUAUUUUAGUGUGCAGCCUGGAGGGGUGCCUGGGAAUGCUCAGCUCUUGCUCAGUGAGAUGGUGACCUUUCCUCAAAACUGCUACCUGAGUAGAAAGCAAUGGAAAUUCUGUCAGGAGAGACCCCUCCCCAUGUUCAGGUGGGCUCAGUAGGGGCACAGCCAAAUAUUGGGAUCAUUUCUCUGGUGGAUGGUGCCAGCUCUAUUCAGCACUAUUGAGCUUAGCCUUAGUACCUGUCUUUAGGAUCUCUUUGCUGCAGGUCUGCAGCUGAAAUAUUUCACUCUUACCUAGCAAUUCCUUGCACAAAAUACCUCAACCUGCAAUUUCUGGCUGCAUUCCUUGCACCUGCUCCCACCCUGAAAUUGCUGCACCUUUUCAUCCCUGGAGAGGGGCAGUCCCAAAGCGCAGCAGCUUCUUCAGAGCAGGUUUCCCAAUGUCCCCCACCAGGCUGGCCACUGCCACCCCGUGUCCCUGCCACCAGCUGUGCCACCAGCUGUGCCUGGGCUGGGUGUCCCCAGCCUGCUGUGACUCUGUGUCCAUUUCUCCUGCCUGGCAGUGACAUCUAGAGGCUCCCUGGCCUGAGCUCCUGUCUCACUGCUCACAGCUCUUGGCUUUGUUCCUCACAAAGCACCUGGGAAGGUCUGAAGUACUGCUAGGCUUAAAUCCAAGUCCUUCCCUUGCCCCUCCUUCCCUAAGCCACCAUGGGAAGGAUUUUUGUUGUAGCAUCCCAAGAAAAUUUGACAUUGUUUCUGGGAUACCAAAGCUCUGAGAGAGCCAGCCCAUGUCCCUUCCCUGAGAGAACUGGUCCACAUGAGGCUGGUGGUGGUUAAAUAAUACAUACAGCUUUCCACUUGAGGAAAUAUUAUUUCCUUGUUUUACGUGCCAUCCAUUAGAUUUGAUGCCAUCCAGCAUCAAAGGCAAAGCUGCCACAGAAAUACCUCUGUAUCACGGCUGGCUGUGCAAGAUGAAAGAUUAUUGUGCAAACAGUAUUAUGCAUUUAAAAGCGAUGCAUUCAAGAAAAGGGAAGGAAAUAUAUCAUCUCCAUAGGCUGAAUUAUUCAGCCAGAUGAUGAAUGCCUCUCCUGAAGCAUUCCCAGGGUUUGAGCUGAAAUACCUACCAUGGGGAGAGACAGGGAAUACUAUUGCCUGUAUGAAAGGUACUUGGUAUUCAAUAGAAUGUGUAUUCUCUAUAGUGAUAUCCCAUAGGCAUUUUGAGUCAGCAGAGCAGAUUGCAAAUGAUCUUCUAGCCUGAAAUCAGGGAAAAAGCAACUUAGUGGAGUAGAGCUUUCUCUCAAUAAAAAAUUUGCAGGAAUAUUGCAGUAAAAAGUCUGAGGAAUGGGUCUUGCCCAUCCUGUGUCUUAUGUCCACCCUCCUCUCCUCUUUACUUAUUUUGUCUGCCUGAUCCUGAGAAGCUGGACUGUAAUGAUGAUUCCCAGCUCCACACAGAGAGAAAUGCCAAGACAAGGUGGGAAGCACAGCUGUGGCGUGAACCUUCUCCAUCACCCUUGAAUUUCAUGGCCUAAACCCCCUUCUCCUUAUCUCAAAGGGACAUAAGUUACAUCUCCAUCCAUGGAGCAGGAAGGUGCUUUGCUUACCAAUGGUGUGUAUGAUUCUUAAGACCUAAACACAGUCAUUGACCUGUAGAAAUGAUAAUGUGUCUAGUUGUUUGGGUUUUUUGGUUUUGGGAUUUUUUGUCAAACCAGCAUUCCAUGUGCUCUUGAACUCAGAGGUGAUAGGAGAUAUAAAAUGAAACUGAGAUUGUCAGGCUGUCUUGAUUUUACUGGAUUGAAGGAAGAAUGGUUAAAUGAAAAUUGUAGCUGUGAGUGCCAGAUUUUUCUUUUUCUGAUUCUUUAUUUUUUUCCUCCUAGACACUGGCAUAAAAGCUUCCCUUUUCAUUAUUAUAUCAGGUGAAACCAAAGGAUUUUUUUCCCCCCACUGAAAAAAAAAAUAAACAGUUUCAAGCUCUUAG